AUGCCCAAGAGGAAGGUCAGCUCUGCGGAGGGGGUUGCCAAGGAGGAGCCCAAGAAGAGGUCCACCAGGUUGUCAGCCAAACCUGCCCCUGCAAAAGUGGAAACGAAGCCCAAAAAGGCAGCAGGAAAGGAUAAAUCUGCAGACAAAAAAGUGCAAACAAAAGGGAAAAGGGGAGCAAAGGGAAAGCAGGCUGAAGUGGCUGACCAGGAACCUAAAGAUCUACCUGCGGAAAACGCAGAAACUAGAAACAAGGAGAGUUCAACCUUAGAUGAAGCAGGAGAAAAAGAAGCCAAGUCUGAUUAA
Molecule: messenger RNA, 303 nt
Organism: Myotis myotis
Lineage: Eukaryota; Metazoa; Chordata; Mammalia; Chiroptera; Vespertilionidae
Product: non-histone chromosomal protein HMG-14-like
Exons: 1
Coding region: 1-303 (100 amino acids)
Biological process (GO): chromatin organization
Cellular component (GO): chromatin; nucleus
Molecular function (GO): nucleosomal DNA binding
Source: RefSeq, a predicted model, not a curated record